AUGGCAAGAGGUAAUACUGAGGUAUCAUCUACUCUUUGUAAUGAUAUUGAUGAGAGUAAUGAUGAAUGUGAUAGGGAUAUGAGUCAAGAAAUAUAUGAAAUUGGUAAUUCUCUUCGUGGGGAACAACUUCCUGUGCCCCCACUCCGCCGUCGUCCUCGCCCACGGCGACCGCACCACCCCGCCGUUGACCUCACCCCCGACCGACGCCUUCCUCCACAUCCUUCUGACCCCAAGGUUGAGGUCGUUCCCGUCUAUCUCCCCUGUGUGUGCGCGUACAUCGUCAGCAAGCGUGAGGAUGGGUUGCCGCAGUUGCUUCUUCGCCUUCUCUCAUCUCACGUCCCCAUCACCGGACGCCUCGCCACGUCUCUCACCUUGCCCCUCUCCAUGAUGCAUCGCGGAGCUAUUUCUGGAGGCCGUCGCCACCGCAUUAGUUGCCAGAUGGUCUUCCCCUGCUCCGCUGUGCUUCAGGAUAUGCAGUAGUUAUGUAACAGGCUGACUGCUUUCUCUUAAGAGAGAGAAAAAAAAUGCUAUCAUUGGCUGCGUC
Molecule: messenger RNA, 544 nt
Organism: Triticum aestivum (bread wheat)
Lineage: Eukaryota; Viridiplantae; Streptophyta; Magnoliopsida; Poales; Poaceae
Exons: 5
Coding region: 1-480 (159 amino acids)
Source: RefSeq, a predicted model, not a curated record